AUGGCGUCUUCUUCCUGUUUGACUCAGAUCAGAAGAUAUCAUGUCUUCCCUAGCUUCCAUGGCCCAGAUAUUCGUAGAUCAUUCCUCAGUCAUUUACAUAAACACUUUGCAAGCAAAGGGAUCACAAUGUUCAAGGAUCACGAGAUCGAGAGAGGCCACACGAUUGGACCUGAACUCGUACAAGCCAUUAGAGAAUCGAGGGUCCUGAUGGUAGUGCUCUCAAAGAAAUACGCUUCUUCAAGCUGGUGUUUAGAUGAGUUGGUUGAAAUCUUGAAAUGCAAAGAAGAUCAAGGGAAGAUAGUGAUGACGAUUUUUUACAAAGUUGAUCCGUCUUGUGUUCGGAAACAAAACGGGGAUUUCGGAAGCAUUUUUGAGAAAACUUGUGAAGGGAAAACUAAGGAAGUUAAGCUGAGAUGGACCAAAGCUUUAACUGAUGUUGCAAACAUAGAAGGGGAUUAUUCUCUAAAUUGGGAUGAUGAAGCUGAGAUGAUCGAAAAAAUUGCCAUUGAUGUUUCAAACAAAAUCAAUGUUACACCAUCAAAUGAAUUUGAAGGGCUAGUGGGAAUGGAAGCUCACUUGAGAAAACUAAACGCUUAUUUACACCUUGAGUGUGACGAAGUAAAGAUGAUUGGAAUCCAAGGUCCAGCUGGAAUCGGUAAGACAACUAUUGCUAGAGCUUUAUUCAACCAACUCUCUGCUGAUUUUCAAUUUAAAUGUUUUCUCAAGAACCUCAAGGAAAAAUAUGAAACAUUUGGUAUGGAUGACCAUGAUUCGAAAUUGUAUUUACAAACCCAGCUUCUAUCCAAGAUUUUGAACCAAAGGGAUAUGAAGGUACAUCAUCUAGGCACAAUAAAAGAAUGGCUACAAGACCAAAGAGUCCUUAUAGUUCUUGAUGAGAUAGAUGAUUUGGAACAACUAGACGCCUUGGCUAGAGAACCAUCUUGGUUUGGUUUGGGAAGCCGAAUUAUCGUUACUACUGAAGAUAAAAAGAUACUGAAGGCACAUUGGGUAGAUGAUAUCUACCAUGUGGAUUAUCCAUCAGAAGAAGAAGCUCUUGAGAUCCUACGUCUAUAUGCUUUCAAGCCAAAUUCUCUACGGGAUGGUUUUGAUGAGCUUGCAAAGAAAUUAACAAAUCUUUGUGGUAAUCUUCCACUAGGUCUUCGUGUUGUGGGUUCAUCUUUACGUGGUGAGAAUAGGAACGAGUGGGAAGGUCAAGUUUCUAGGCUAGAAUAUAGCCUUGAUAGGAAAAUUGAGAAUGCGUUAAGAGUGGGAUAUGACAAACUAAUGAAGAAAGAACAGUCUCUAUUUCUUCACAUUGCGUUCUUCUUUAACAAUGAAACCAUUGAUCAUCUGACAACAAUGCUAGCUGAUAGUGACUUGGAUGUCAGAAAUGGGUUGAAGACCCUUUCCGAGAAAUCUCUCGUGCAUAUAUCAACCAAUGGGUUGAUCACAAUGCAUUGUUUACUCCAAAAAUUGGGGAGGCAAGUAGUUUAUGAACAAUCUAAUGAAUCUGGAAAGCGUCAAUUUUUAGUAGAAGCCGAAGAGAUUCGUAAUGUGCUUGAAAAUGAAACUGGCACUGGAUCUGUCUUAGGUAUAUCACUUGAUAUGUCUAAGAUAAGUGAGUUUUCUAUCAGUGGGCGAGCCUUUGAAGGAAUGCGUAAUCUCCGGUUCCUAAGAGUGUAUGGAAGACAUUUUAGUACAUUGCAGAUGUUAGAAGACAUGGAAUAUUUACCUCGUCUAAGGUUACUCCAUUGGGAUUCAUACCCAGGAACACUUCUUCCUCCAACAUUUCGACCUGAAUGUCUAGUCGAAUUCAAUAUGGCAUAUAGUAAGCUCGAGAAGCUUUGGCAAGGUAUCCAGGCACUUACAAAUCUCAAGGAUAUAGAUUUGGGACAUUCCAAAAACUUGAUAGAGAUCCCCGAUCUUUCAAAGGCUACUAGCCUCAAGACAUUGACACUUACAUCUUGCACAAGUUUGGUGGAGCUUCCGUCUUCAAUUAGAAACCUACACAAACUAAAAAAGUUGAUGAUGAUGGGGUGCGCAAAGCUACAAAUCAUUCCAAAAAAUAUCAACUUGGCAUCUCUUGAGGAAGUAGACAUGAGUGACUGCUCACUGUUGCGAAGUUAUCCAGAUAUUUCUAUGAACAUCAAGGACCUCGAUGUUGGAAAUACAAAGUUGGAAGUUCAUCCAUCAAUUGUUGAACGUCUACCUCGUCUUGAGUGGUUUCGUAUAGGCAGCAGAAACCUCAAGAGAUUAACACAUGUCCCCGAAAGUGUAACACAUCUAGACCUAAGCAAUAGUGAUAUAGUGAGGAUUCCAGAUUGUGUCAUAGGCCUUUCUCGACUAGAAAGUCUUUUCGUCUUCAAGUGUAGAAAACUCAUGUCACUACAAGGUCUUCCCUCUUCGCUCAAGUACAUAGAUGCGACCGAUUGUGGAUCCCUCGAGAGUGUGUGUAUCUAUUUCAAUGAUCCAAUGAGGGGCCUCAUGUUCCAAUAUCCAAUCAGGGAACUCAUGUUCCAAAACUGCUUGAAACUGGAUGAAGAGUCAAGAAGAGAAAUCAUACAACAAUGGGUUUACGAGUACGUAUGUUUACCGGGUAAAGAUAUUCCUGCGGAGUUCACUAACAAAGCUAAAGGAAACUCCAUAACCAUCCCUAUGGUUACUUUCUCUUCAUCCUCAAGAUUCAAGGCAUGUCUAAUGUUUUCGCCAAUCAAGUACUCAUAUCUUGAUAUAACUUGUCGUCUAAUAACCGAAGGAGGUGUCAUCAUCAUGGAGAUUAAAUGGGAUUCAAUGAAUGUUUCUCAUUUUCUUACGGAGCAUCUGUUCGUAUGUGGUGGUAACUUGGUUCAAGAAACACGUAAAGUGGAGGUGCAAGCGACCAAGAUUUUUUUUGAAUUCAGUUGCGUGGAUAACCUCAAGAUUCUUGAGUGUGGUGUACAGAUCUUGAGUGAGGAAACAGAGAGUUGUGAUGGUAGCGAAGUGGAUUACUUCGAUACUGGAGGAAGCCCUGAUAACCACACGUAUGGAGAUGAAUAUUAUGAAAUGGAUGAUGAAGUCGCUCAGUCUGAGUAUAAAUAUAAUUGGAGUUGGCUUAAGAAGUUUUGGUAUGGAGAAGAAGAUGAAAGAGACGACGAUGAUAAAGAAGAAUAUAUAAACAACCAUUAUGGUUGGAAUACGGCCACGAUGAUGAAGGUGUUUGUGGUUGGUAUGUCUUUGCUUUUGCUAUAUCUUGUUAUCACAUAA
Messenger RNA from Brassica oleracea var. oleracea, 3243 nucleotides. Its product is annotated as disease resistance protein RML1A-like. Lineage: Eukaryota; Viridiplantae; Streptophyta; Magnoliopsida; Brassicales; Brassicaceae. Gene Ontology annotation, molecular function: ATP hydrolysis activity; ADP binding. The record is from RefSeq and is a predicted model, not a curated record. Gene Ontology annotation, biological process: defense response; signal transduction. The coding region runs from base 1 to 3243 and encodes 1080 amino acids. The transcript is spliced from 4 exons.